GUGGACCAGGGGUAUAAAUGAAACGGUGUAGCUCCCCCGGGGACACAGCGAGAGGAAAGCAAGAGAGAGAGAGAGACAGGAGAGGGUAGCGACGGAGGCGGACCCCAACCUGGGAAUUGUUUUCUUGGAACUGAUUGCGUUUUCAUCCAUAUGACAACACACGGCACAAGUAAGAAGAAAACCAACAAAGGAAAUCCAAACACACACCGCAUGGAGUGGGCUGAAAUCAUACUGAAGAACAACUAUCGAAGCACAUCGAGCACAAUGGCUUGCUACCGACAACUGCCUGAAAGUCCGAGAAGGGAAUGGAUUUUAUAUCGCUACCAUGUAGCGAGCUGUUGAUUUUUUUUAAAGAUUGAUCAUUGGAAAACAAUUGAGUCAUGUCGUUUGAAUUCCGAUCAUUGAUGUUCGGAAUUGUGAUAUUACUUGUAAUAUUCUUAAUUAUUGCUGACAUUUCUGAAGUCGAAGAAGAAAUUGGGACUCGGGGAGGCGUGAAGAAACGUUACCCACAGAGCUUCACUCCCAAGUCGAGCAGGGAUGUUGGUAUGGUGGCGGACCCGACUCCGAGAGCCGAAUCAGGGUGCGGCCUUCCCUCUCCUCCCAGGAACAGCUCGGGACAGCUCUCGGACGAGUGGAGCUUUAACAGGACCCUCUCCAGCUCCAUCAGGAAGAACAUCCUGAAGUUCCUGGACGCAGAGAGGGACAUCUCCAUCCUGAAGGGGGCGCUGAAGCCUGGCGAUGUGGUCCACUACGUCUUUGACCGACAGAGCACCACGAACGUGUCGGAGAGCCUGUACCGGCUGCUGCCGGCCGUCUCCCCGAUGAAGGGCCAGCACCACCAGCGGUGCGCCAUCGUGGGAAACUCCGGCAUCCUGCUCAACAGCAGCUGCGGCCGCGAGAUCGACGCCCACGACUUCAUCAUCAGGUGUAACCUGGCACCGGUGGAGGAGUUCGCCCGGGACGUGGGCCGGCGCACCAGCCUGGUGACGAUGAACCCGUCGGUGGUGCAGCGGGCGUUCCAGGACCUGUCGAGCGAGGUGUGGCGGGAGCGCUUCCUGCAGCGGCUGCGGGGGCUGGACGGCAGCGUGCUCUGGAUCCCCGCCUUCAUGGCCAAGGGGGGCGAGGACCGCGUGGAGUGGGCCGUCCGCCUAAUCCUGCAGCACGCCCUCAACGUGCGUGCCGCCGUGCCCUCCCUGCGCCUGCUGCACGCCGUGCGAGGGUACUGGCUGACAAACAAAAUCCUGAUCAAGAGGCCGACGACAGGCCUGCUGAUGUACACCCUGGCCACGCGGUUCUGCGAGGAGAUCCACCUCUAUGGAUUCUGGCCGUUUCCACACGACCUGCAGGGGAACCCUGUCAAGUAUCACUACUACGACACACUGACGUACGAGUACACCUCUCAAGCGGGCCCCCACGCCAUGCCCCUGGAGUUCCGGACCCUGAGGGCACUGCACAGCCAGGGGGCGCUGCGUCUCCAGGCUGGCGCCUGCCGGGCCGCCACGUAA
Molecule: messenger RNA, 1505 nt
Organism: Megalops cyprinoides (Indo-Pacific tarpon)
Lineage: Eukaryota; Metazoa; Chordata; Actinopteri; Elopiformes; Megalopidae
Product: alpha-2,8-sialyltransferase 8B-like
Exons: 6
Coding region: 381-1505 (374 amino acids)
Biological process (GO): oligosaccharide metabolic process; N-glycan processing
Molecular function (GO): alpha-N-acetylneuraminate alpha-2,8-sialyltransferase activity
Source: RefSeq, a predicted model, not a curated record